This is a messenger RNA of Entamoeba dispar SAW760, 987 nucleotides long. RefSeq names its product zinc finger protein, putative. Gene Ontology annotation, cellular component: nucleus. The record is from RefSeq and is a predicted model, not a curated record. Gene Ontology annotation, biological process: regulation of transcription by RNA polymerase II. The transcript has a single exon. The coding region runs from base 1 to 987 and encodes 328 amino acids. NCBI's taxonomy places the organism in Eukaryota, Evosea, Mastigamoebida, Endamoebidae.
AUGAAUAAACAUAUAACAUAUCACAAGAUGCAGAAAACAACAAUUGUAGAUGGAGUAGAAAUUACAACUAAUCUUUUCGAAGAAGAGAUUCAUUCACUACCAAAAAAAGAAGAAUAUAAUUCUUUGAUUAUAACACAAACACCAAUAUCUCAACAUCAUGAAAAAGAAGAAGAUAUUUCAACUAUAAGUGAUAAAGAUAAUGAAAAUGAAAAAAAACCAAUAAUAAAAAGUAAAAACAAAAAAUUAAAGAAGAAAGAAGUAAAGAAUUAUAUUUGUUCUGUUUGUGGUCAUAAAUGCAAUACAAAUGGUGCUUUAGUUUCUCAUAAAAGAAUACAUGACCCUAAUUCAAAGAAAUAUUCAUGUCCAGAAUGUGGAAAAAAAUUUAGAACAAUGGCAGAAGUAAGAAGACAUUCAGUUACUCAUACAGGAGAUAAAAAAUUUAUUUGUCCAAUUGAGAAUUGUAGGAGAUGUUUUACAACAAAAUCAUAUUUAGAUAAACAUAUUGAAUCACAUAAAACAAAUCAAACAUAUCAAUGUACAUAUUAUGGAUGUAAUAAUUCUUUUUUUAUGAAAAGUGAACUUAUUGCUCAUGUAAAAGAAAAACAUCAAAAUAUAAUUGGAAAUAAAAAUGCAGCAUUUUGUUGUCCUUAUGAAGGAUGUACUAAAGCUUUUGAAUAUCCUUCUCAUUUAUUUAAACAUUGUGCUGCACAACAUCAAAAGAAUGACUUUGUUUGUGGAUUUGAAAAUUGUUAUGAAACAUUUAAUCGUGAAGAAUUGUUGUGGGAACAUAUUUCUUCAAUUCAUGGUAUGGAUAAAGAAAAAUAUCAAGAAGAAAGAAUUGAAUGUCCAAAAUGUGGUGUUAUUGUAUUAAAAAGAACUUUACAACAACACAUGAGAAAAGCUCAUACUGAAAAAUCAAUUUGUUUUAAAGAUGAUGGAACAAUAAUUACUGAUGAAAAGAAACGAUGGUUUGAAUGUUGUAAGUAA